AUCGAACCGAGAGGCAGGUGAGGGCUGGAGGAGAGAAAACAACCUGCUUACAACCAGCUCUUUAUUCAAGAAGCAAUUUAAAUGGUGUCUGUAUGUGGGGGUGAAGCCUUCCUUGGGGUGCCUGAGAAGCCCGUGGAUAUACCUGUCGGCUGUUCUUUCACUCAUGGAUGAUGGCAGGCAAAGUGAAAUGGGUGACAGACAUCGAGAAGUCGGUGCUCAUCAAUAACUUUGAGAAGCGAGGAUGGGUCCAAGUGACAGAGAAUGAAGACUGGAAUUUUUAUUGGAUGAGCGUGCAAACUAUCCGGAACGUGUUCAGUCUCGAGGCUGGCUACCGCCUCUCGGAUGAUCAGAUAGUCAACCAUUUCCCCAACCAUUAUGAGCUGACCAGGAAGGACCUAAUGGUGAAGAACAUUAAGAGAUACAGGAAGGAGCUGGAGAAAGAAGGGAGCCCCUUGGCAGAGAAGGACGAGAAUGGGAAAUACAUCUACUUGGACUUCGUGCCGGUCACCUUCAUGCUUCCUGCUGACUACAACCUGUUUGUGGAGGAAUUCCGGAAAAGCCCCUCGAGCACCUGGAUUAUGAAGCCUUGUGGGAAGGCCCAGGGGAAGGGGAUAUUUCUUAUCAAUAAACUCUCCCAGAUUAAAAAGUGGUCUCGGGACAGCAAGACAUCAUCGUUUGUGUCUCAGUCUUCUAAAGAAGCUUAUGUGAUCUCACUGUACAUCAGCAACCCUCUGCUCAUUGGCGGGAGGAAGUUUGACCUGCGCUUAUAUGUGCUCGUGUCCACCUACCGGCCCCUCCGGUGUUACAUGUACAAACUGGGCUUUUGUCGAUUUUGCACCGUGAAGUACACACCGAGCACCAGUGAACUGGACAAUAUGUUUGUCCACCUCACCAACGUCGCCAUCCAGAAGCACGGGGAUGAUUACAACCACAUCCAUGGCGGCAAGUGGACAGUGAACAAUUUACGGUUAUAUCUGGAGAGCACGCGUGGAAAGGAGGUCACAGGCAAGCUGUUUGAUGAAAUCCACUGGAUAAUUGUGCAGUCGCUGAAAGCCGUGGCCCCCGUGAUGAACAACGACAAGCACUGCUUUGAAUGCUACGGCUAUGACAUCAUCAUUGACGACAAGCUUAAACCCUGGCUGAUCGAGGUUAAUGCAUCCCCAUCUCUCACCUCCAGCACAGCCAAUGACCGAAUCCUCAAGUACAACCUGAUCAACGACACCCUCAACAUCGCCGUGCCCAAUGGCGAAAUCCCAGACUGCAAAUGGAACAAGUCCCCACCCAAAGAAGUGCUGGGCAAUUACGAAAUUUUGUAUGAUGAAGAAUUAGCUCAGAACGACGGGGCAGAACGAGACCUGAGAAAUCGUUCCGGGCCGUCCAUUGGGCUUAAAGGCAGUCGGACCAGAGACUCGGGAAAGGCUUCCCUGACCACGUGGAAGUAGCCAUUUGGCAAAAGCCAGCACACUGUCCAGGCUCGGCAGCCUGGGGCGCCUGGGUUUCUCCCAGAGACUGACCCAGACCUCCCUAUUUUUCUCUUGGCUUCCUUCCUUCCUUCCUUCCUUCCUUCCUUUGCUGACAGAAGUAUCUGGGAGAAAUGCAUUCUAUUGGAAGGCAGCGGGUGGGAUCCUUUUCACUGUGUAUUUCCAUGGCUGCCGCACAUAGUUAGUUCUUCCAACAGAAAUCUAUUGCCCUUUGCAUGUCAGUGAGCCUAAUAAAUGUCAUUGCUUUUUUUU
Messenger RNA from Gracilinanus agilis (Agile Gracile Mouse Opossum), 1733 nucleotides. RefSeq names its product tubulin tyrosine ligase like 1 (gene TTLL1). The transcript has 12 exons. Gene Ontology annotation, biological process: microtubule cytoskeleton organization; protein polyglutamylation. The record is from RefSeq and is a predicted model, not a curated record. Lineage: Eukaryota; Metazoa; Chordata; Mammalia; Didelphimorphia; Didelphidae. Gene Ontology annotation, molecular function: tubulin binding; tubulin-glutamic acid ligase activity. The coding region runs from base 168 to 1442 and encodes 424 amino acids. Gene Ontology annotation, cellular component: cilium.